Messenger RNA from Podospora bellae-mahoneyi, 3767 nucleotides. RefSeq lists its product as uncharacterized. NCBI's taxonomy places the organism in Eukaryota, Fungi, Ascomycota, Sordariomycetes, Sordariales, Podosporaceae. The transcript is spliced from 3 exons. Bases 888 to 3767 code for a protein of 959 amino acids. The record is from RefSeq and is a predicted model, not a curated record.
GGUCAGACGAAGUGCGGCGCUGUGCGGUACUUGGUCUUCCCGCCCGGUAUGCACAUCCGCGGCAGGGGUAAGGGAUCUUGUAUCUCUUGGACAUUGCCCUGUCUCUUUUCUAAAUGGGUGGGCGGUAUCAUUAAGCGCAGCCCGCGGGUAGGCGUGCAGUGGAGGGAACAGGCGCUCAGCGGCAAGCAAGGGUAUGGGUAGGUAUGUAGGUGUGUACCAAACCUGGUUGAGGUUAGGGUCAAGCCACGCUUGAUAUGGGGAUGGUGUGUGUGAGUGGUCCUACCCGCCGCGGUUGAGAGAUCGAUGAGAUGACAACGAGGUGGUGGUGUGUGACACCGUCGUUCUUUUGAUCUCUUCUCUUCUUUUCUUCAGGUUUAUCCCCGAGUUGCUCACUCCCUGUAUCACUUUCUUUUUUCUCAUAUUCUUCUUGUUUCAAGUUUUUUUCUCUGUUUCCUUUUCGAGGUUGUAUCGUGAUAGGGGUUCUGGUUUCUGGUUUUUUCUUUGGACGAGAACGACUUUCCCAUGUUUUUUUGUUCAUGAUCAUCAUCAUCAUCUUUUCUUAGUUUCUAUCCCUCUCCUACAGUGUUAUCGUGGAUACGACAUGAGAGAGAUGCUGGCCUUCGUCCUCAACAACCCUUAAUGUUUACACACCCUCACCGAGACCAGACCAGGUCGGCCGCUUUCUGCCCUGUCAAAAACUCACCUGCACAUCGCCCAGCCGCCGAGGUAACCCGCCGCUGGCUAUACAACCAUAGGCCUCCCUACACGAAGCUUUGCUUGGCGGACCUAGAUUGUUGAACAAGGGGGGACCUUUGUUCGGACGAAAAGAAGAAGUUUGGAAAAGGUUUUGUUGUGGAGUAUGCAGAUGGACUGAAGGUCCUUUUGAGAUGUUGCUUCAGAGAAUGGCAUAUAGGCUGUUCUUACUAUGCCUCACGUUAUGGACGACACUGCUUACCUUUGCCAACGCCCAACAGCAGCAAACCAAGAACGUCACGUCAGAGAUCCUCAACUUUGUGCCGCAGUGCGCUCAGGAGUGUUUCCGGUCGUUUAUUGCGGCGAACUUCGACUCGAGGAUAUGCGGGAACUCGCCGUCGCUGCAAUGUUUGUGCCGGCAAACAGGGUUGUCGGGGUAUACGGUGGGAGAGGGUGCAGUGUCGUGUAUAAUUGGGGAGAGUCAGUUGGGGUCUUGUCAGGGAAGGGAUUCUACCAGCGAUACGACUACGACGGCUUAUAACAUGUGUGUGGGCGUGUCGAAGGCGGCGCCGAGGACACACGAGACUCUUACAGCUACUUUGAUUCGGCCUACUGGGACAGGAGGUCUGAUUGUACCCACACCAUCGCCGACAAGAUCAGUCACCGGCACUGCGACAUCAACAACAGCAAGCUCCACGUCGACCUUUGCUUCUCGAACACGACCUCCAAUUGCUACGGCCAGCGACCCGAACGCGACGUUCAUCCCCGCUGACCCCUCAGCAACACCAACCGCCCCCCCCGUUGCUUCAAAUCCUCAGCCAACCUUGAGCAUCGGCCAGGUUGUUGGGAUUGUAGUAGGAUGCGUUGCCAUGGUGCUGCUGGGAGUUGGACUGAUCUUCCUGGCCAGGUGUAUUCGGCGGAGAAGAUAUGGAGAUCUGGAAGGGGGUGACUCUGGGUUCGCAAAGAUGAAAGAGUCUCCAAAUAAUGGAAGGGCCAGCGUGUUUCCUGGUCUUCAAAUUUCGAGUCCGUUGGCUCGGAUUCCAGCGGAAAGGGACCCAAACGAUCCACGAUGGAAUUCGACUCCGGCUCUUACUCCGGCAGUCAGCAACACCAACUCGGAGAGACGGGUUCCAGGUGUUGGUGUCGGCUUGAACGCAUCUUUGUUUGCGAACGCUACGAUGGUGCCUUCCCCGCAGCCAGCUCGCACUGCUUCCCCGAAGGUUCAGGCUCAGAAUAGUGUUCCAAAGGUGGUUUUGAGCCCACCUGCUCCGGCACAACCACAACCACAAGGGAGCCCGCCGAAGCCGACGUUGACUCUCGCUAUUCCGCGACCACAAGAGCGCAUGUAUCGAGUUCCUGCCAGCCGGACCGAUAGUGUUGUCACCGAAUUUGCCGAGGAUGGAGAGGUCGAGACAGCGAAAACAGCAAAGACUUCUGUCUGGAGGCCACCACCGAGCGAUCCUCAGUCUGCGACAGCCAUGUACUUUGCUGAUAAGGGAGGCAAUUGGGUGUUGCGGAAUACACCGUCGCAAAGGCCGGAGCAGAGACCGGAACAGAGGCCUGAGCCUUCUGUCAACAAGAACAAGGCCGUGCCUCCACUGCCGAAGCCCCAGCAGGCUUCCGUUCCUCUCGCUCAGGCCGAGCUCCCAAGCCCUGACCUGCACAAGACGAGAGCUGAAAGGGCCAAGGAUGCCUACGUGAUGUUUUCACCAAACGCCUUGGUGUCACCUCUGAGAAUUCCUUCCAAGGAAAGCGCGAAGAUGCUCGGGUCUCCCAUCGCAUUCAAGGACCAACGCCGCGAGCCACAUGUUUCGAGGCAAAACCCUGCCAACAGGUCUUCGCAGACUGCCGAGACUCUCACCAGCUCUCCUGAGUUGGGAAGGAAACAGGGCAAGCAGCCGGAUACAUACUUUGAUGUGAUGCGGGAAGGGCGGGAGCUGACUGGCGAUCGGAGCAAGAGACGGUCAAUGAGGAGGGCUAAUCGGAGGAACUCUCAGGAAGGGGCACAGACACCUGUGCGGUCACCAUAUGAGGAUGACGCUGUUAUUGAGGAUGAGAUGCAAGUGGACUUGUCGCCUGUGGUGGAAUCGCCCAAUACGCCUAUCUCGCCGGGGAAGUCUCCUGUCUCUUACCCAAAGAUCAGGAAACGCACCGAGGCUGCUCAGGUACCGCCUGUUCCUGAGAGAGCCGAUAGGAAUAGUAGAAGCAGCAGGGGAUCAGACUUGCUUCCGCGAGGACACCAGUACAAUGUCUGGCACCCAGGGCAUUUAAUGCCAGCUGCUCCCCGAGGGCCCAAACGGCCAACAUAUGGCGCCAGUCUCAACCCAGUGCGAGUGCGCAAUCCAGCGCAGAUGAGGACUGGAUCCCCUGACACUCGCGGGGGACCUACCAUUGAGGACCAGUAUUUCCACAGCCAGAAGAGGUUGUCAAACCCAGCUUCAUACUGGGGAGGGCCAUCAUCAUCCCAACCCCGACCUGCGCAGGAAACUCGGCCACCGUAUGAUCCCCGCCAGCAGCCGCAACAACAACAACAACGACCAAAUCCUCAGCAACAGCAACGGCCCUACCCCCAACAACAACAACAAUACCUCCAACCCCAACAACGCCGCCCUCAACAACCACAACAAUACUCCCAACCCCCACCUUACUCCCAACCCCCUUUCCCGCAACAAUACCUCUCUCAACCACAACAACAACAACAACAACAACAACAACAACAACAACAACAACAACAACAACAAUACAAACCUUACAUCCCCCCGUCUUACCCCUCCCCAGCAGGAGCAACAUCUUCUUCUCAAACCCCCAUCGACAGCGCAGUAGCCAUGUCCAAUCCAGGGGGCUCAAACUCGGCCCACAGCAGCCAGUCCUCCUUGCUGCUGGCUAAACGCCGAGGUCCGGACAAGGCAGCGGCGUUGACGCUGGCGAACGCGGGUGAUUCCUACCAGAAAAAGGCACAGAGCACAAACUGGCAGAGGCAGGAUUCGGAUGAGCUGCCGCCGAUUACGCCGGGGUGGGUGCCUGAGUUGACACCUACGAGGAGGGGGGAUGAUUUGUUUCUGAAUGUGAGGUAA